Messenger RNA from Adineta ricciae, 1083 nucleotides. Lineage: Eukaryota; Metazoa; Rotifera; Eurotatoria; Adinetida; Adinetidae. The record is from the annotation of a GenBank genome assembly.
AUGUCUUCGCAACUUUUAGAACGGAAGGGGCCUCGAGAUGGAAUUUCCUUUACACGUGAACAAGCGGAGAGUUUAAUUCGAACACAUUUACACGAAACAAUAACUUCAUUUGAAUGUGUCGAUAUUGGCUACAAUAAUCUGCUUUUCUUCAUCAAGACAACUGAAAAUCGACAAGAAUACGCACUGAAAAUUGGCGGUCGAUAUUGGAUUCGAAUAAAAACAGAAGCAGAAGUUCGAGCUUUACAAUUACUACAUGAAUAUACAACUAUUCCAGUGCCAAAAGUGCUGGCGUAUUCAUCGGAUCGAAAUAAUGAAUUCGGUGUCGAAUGGAUCUUGAUGACACGAUUACCUGGACAAAAUUUAGGAGAUGUUUGUAGUAGGCAAACGUUAACUACGAACACAAAGAAGAUCCUUAUUCGAGACCUAGCUGACUAUGUCGCGCAAAUGCACUUCAAAGUUCCACGUUACAAUCAAAUUGGUGCUUUCACACUCGAUGGACGUAUCGGUACAGAUCUGAAUAAACUCGGACCUUGGUCAACCUACGAGCAGUUCAUUCGUACUCGAGCUCAGUCAGAGCGAUCUGUAUUGAAUACAAAUCCUGUCUUCGCACCAAUUAAAGACGCAAUGCUCGAUGCAAUCGAGCGAUUCGAGCGAUUACCGUUUCCAUCAUUUGAUCAUUUACCGUUUGUCUUUUCACAUGGCGAUUUAGAUUUUCACAAUAUUCUAGUAUGUAUGGAUGAUCCUGAUUCUCCACGUAUCACCGGUAUUGUUGAUUGGGAAUGGGCCGGUUCAUUUCCAUGUUCGGAAGAAUAUUUUACUUCGUACAAUACUAUUAACGAUGACAAUGACAAAGAUAUUCAAGAGUUCUUCUUUGACGAAUUAGACAAACGAAACGUGUUGACACCACGAACGAUUCAACACUUUUCUCUAUUGAAAAAAUUCGACCGAUUCGUAACAAAUCUGGCGUCGUGGUAUCUGACUGACUUGACUAAUCCAGACGAUCCAGCAGUGAACAAAAGUUUACAAGAAUGUCGUAGUACGGUACAAUCAACACUUGAAGAGCUACAAAAUGAACUUUUGUAA